Messenger RNA from Achroia grisella, 3758 nucleotides. RefSeq lists its product as uncharacterized. The record is from RefSeq and is a predicted model, not a curated record. The coding region runs from base 126 to 3110 and encodes 994 amino acids. The transcript has 16 exons. Lineage: Eukaryota; Metazoa; Arthropoda; Insecta; Lepidoptera; Pyralidae.
GUAAAUGUAGAUAAUGGACUUGUAGUAAUUAUAAACAAAUAGUGACCUUGAAUGGAGCAGCUGUCAAGUGAACCUAACCAACUAAACGAUGAAAUAAACACAUCUUAUUCAUUGAACUCUUCAUCAUGAGAUACGUGGAUUCGCAACUUGUAGACAAAAUGGAUGAGGCAGUUACACACUACAUGAAUUCCCAUCAAUCCAGUGAGAAUGUUCAUGUUGAUGCCAAUGGUCUAUCCCUCAAUGUCCAAGAUGAUGGGGGAGGAAGAGUGGUCACGGUCAUGCAUUCACAGAAUUUGCCAUCAUCACAAAUGUGCAGGCAAGUGUCUGUGGGGGAACAAGUGGGUGAUGGGCCAUGGGGUGAAGAGCUGCUGGACACGGAUGGAAGGUUGGCAGCACUUGUGGCACAUCUGGCGCAGCACUCAAAGGUGCCACACUACCAGACAUCCCAUCACAAGGUACCUUCAGUACGGGAUAUGGAAGCUUCUGUGAUCCUAGAUGCCCCCAUAAGGCUGUUCAAUGGACAAACCUUAGAUCAACAGAACGAGGCGAUAGUGGUGGAUGUCCCUCAGUUGGAUCCGCUGCCGCCUCUCCGGGAGAUGAAGAGGUGCCCGGAAACUGAUUGGUUCAAUAAUAAAACGAAGAAUAUCCUGAAAGAUGACAACACAAUGCUGACUGACUCGGACGGACCAGUGUUGGAGAUGGCAGGAGCUUCACCCGCCCAGCACAAGCAGCAGAACAAGAAGAGUCUACCGCACAAGAAGAGGAUAUCUAGGAAACUGAAGAGGAACACCGGGAGCAGCACGCCGCAGCAGGAUAUAGUGCUGAUAAACUGCAGUGAAGAGGUGCCACAGGAGGAGAUACUGCCAGAUAACUUCGUGUCUGCCGUACAGCAUCAGGAACACUUGCCCGAGGACACGCAUCACAUCUCCCACGAGGUUCGUCCCAUAUUCCUCUGCCAGUUGUGUGGCGAGUUCUACGGAGAUGAUCAGCUCAAGUUCUUCCAGCAUUUGAAGCAGCACUACGAACCCCAUACAACUAUCAUAAUCGAAAACCCUGUACCUGAUAUGGGCAUUGAAAAGAUGACCAACACAUGUAUAGUUGAUAAUGUAGCCACGCUGCCUGACUCUAUUGUGGAACUUUCACUCGAGAACACAGUCCCAAAAACUAUAUACCAGCCAAUGGACAAACAUAUUCUCUACACUUCAAGCGAUAAGACGCUCAACUACUCAAGCAAUAAGCUACAAUAUUCCAUGGCGAGUAUGGACAAGGAGCCUGUUCACCCAUCAGAAGCAGAUAAGAGUGAUUUGUAUGAUACACUGGAGUUGUAUCGCUUGAAGAGCCACAAGUCUUAUAAGAAGCAGAAACCGGAGAAUCAUAUCAAAGAAACAAAUAAUAGUGCCAAGUUGGAUGACAUGGGUGAGUUCAGCGAGCCCGAGGACCUGAUGGAGGGCAUCCACGUAUCGGUGGAGGAUGGCGGCGACCACUACGACCACAUCAUGCCGCACCUCACCGUCGACAACGGACAUGUGCAUCAGGAACACGUGCGACACUGGUAUAUGAGAAGUGGGAGCGGUACCGCGGGUCCCGCGGGUCCCCCGGGCGCCGGCUACUGCGACGCGUGCCCGGCCACCGCUCGGGACCCACUCUACUUGGCAGACACACACCCACCGGAGCCCCAUCAUCUUAAGGAUGAGAUAUUAAAGCGUAUCCUCGAAGUGGACGUGCCAACGGUGAGCACGAACUACACCAAUCACAUGUUAGAGGAGAACGAAGUACAGGAGCCCGAGCAGCCGCCUCUGGAGGCCGACACGAAGGCUCCGCAGAAGGCCGACAAGAAGACGAAGACGUUUGUGUGCGUGCAAUGCGGACGCGUGUUCCAGCACAAGAACAGUCUGCUGUACCACAUGCUGUCUCAUAGUGAUAGGCAGCAGGUCUGUAGGGAGUGCGGCAAGAGUUUCUACACUGCUACCGCUUUGAAGGUACACAAGCGUGUUCACAACGACGACCGUCCGUACAAAUGUGACGAGUGCGGCCGCGGCUUCAGGCAGUGGAGCGUGCUCAAGUACCACAAGAGCUCCAUACAUUCCAACCAAAAACACUUCAAGUGCGAGUUCUGCAUGAAGGAGUUCGCGCGCAAGUACUCCCUGAGCCUGCAUCGGCGGAUCCACACCGGCGAGAGGAACUACAAGUGCGAGUAUUGCAACAAGAGCUUCCGCGCCUCGCAUUACCGACUCAGCCACAUGCGCACGCACACAGGUGUCAAGCCAUACAAAUGCACCCAAUGUGACAAAUCCUUCCGAGUCACCGGCGAUCUUCGGCGGCAUCUGCUGACCCACGAGAAAAUGCGCAAUCGCCUCGAAGAACAGAAGAACAAGAAAGAACCAAAAGAAAAGAAGGCAUCAGCGAGCAAAGUCGACGUCAAAGUUGAAGCUCCUAUCGCAAAUGACGGGAACAAUGAGCAGACGCUGAAGGUCGUAAGGAAAGUCGCAGUAGCAUCUACAACUAGAGGUCCAAUUUUGAGGAACGUGGAUAAGAAGGCGAAACCGACAAAGAAGAAUCAAGGUAAAAAGGAAGGUGCCCCUAACGUUACCAUUGGUCAAAGAGCAGAGAACAUACAAUACAAAACAGAAUAUACAAAUAUUAACGCAGGUGCAUACGAUACAAGGCAAGAUGGUGACUACCAUAAGUUUAAAGAAGUUUACAACGACAAUGUUGAGUAUAGUAAAGAAGAUGGACUUGUUAGUUACAAAGUUAAAGAACAUUAUAACGGACAGAUAGUUGGGUAUAAAGAGACGGGUAUAGGUAUGAGCGAGACGAGAGACUUUGCUAUACUACGGCCUAUGUUUAAGAAUGAUCACGACAACGCAGCAGAGAAACAAGUGUACACAAGACCGGAGAAUACAGAUGGUAAGAUGCAGGUUUUUACACACGUGGAGAAAGGUAAGGACUACAACGGACCAAUAGUAGCUAAUUCGGCGUCUUUAGGAGAUAUGAGGCAUUUAGAUAGAGAGACAGGUAGAGAUUCAAGAAACGAUACGUUGCAUGGAGAGACGAUUGAGAACGGUUUCCUAGAGAGACUGGCUGGGCUCUACAACAUACCGGCUUUAUGAAAAUAGUAAUUAUUACUGAUUACAUUCAGUAAUUUUUUCCUCGUAAUAAUAUACAUAGUUUUAUUUAAUGUCGCUUAUAUUCUAGGAUGUGAAUAGUAUCUGCCUUUACACCUACGUUCUUUCACGCGUGAAUUAUGCGUGUUCUUUCACGCAGGAAAGAAUAAGCAUGUCAAUGUAAAAAAAGAACCAGAAAGAUCGCGCCCGCCGCCAUCUUCAAUCGUGCGUGUUUUAGCGCCUUUUUGUCGUAAUUAUCAUUGCAAAAUGGCGGACAUUUGACUAUGGACCAAAGACAAUUAUAGAGUUAUGUGAUAAUUUAUAUAUCUUAUAAUAAUUAUUAUUUAUAUAUUUGCUUGCUACAUAGUACAGUUUUGGACCUUAUUAAAAAAAGAAGUACAUGAUAUACAGCAACCCGUAGGGUAUGCAAAUAUUGAAAUUAAAUCAAUAUACAAUUUUGUCAUUACAUUUAUAAAUGGCGCUAUCCCACAAAUACAUGCAUUUUAAUAUUUAUAUUAAUUAAUUAAUGUCAGCUUAUUAAUAACAUCCAUUUUGCAUGAUUAAGUAAAAACAUUUAUCAGCCAUUUCAUUUAAUUUGUCUUUGAACAUUUUAAACAGAUUUGUAACUGUAGAGGUAAUUUAUUAUAGAUAUUU